Molecule: messenger RNA, 2922 nt
Organism: Ilex paraguariensis (yerba mate)
Lineage: Eukaryota; Viridiplantae; Streptophyta; Magnoliopsida; Aquifoliales; Aquifoliaceae
Source: the annotation of a GenBank genome assembly
CCAUAGAGAAAUUUCUAUGGACACCUAUUUUUCACAUGGAAAUUUGAGGGUCAACCCGAAAUUUAUGGUAGAUGAAACCUUUCGCUGUUCUUUUGACGAUUCAUCAUAGCUAUGGAUUUUUUUCUCUGCAAUACAAUUUCUUGGUUCUCUCACAGAGUUUGGAAAUAUCAUCUUUUGAAGAGUCAAGAAUCAAAGUCUAGUCUUCAGCUGCCUGGUCAUCGAGGAAGUUGAGUAUGAAACCACUCCAUUCGUAGUCUUUGUUAACUUUUCUGAGAAGGAUGGCCAAUGAAUGUGUGCUGAUAUUUUCAUCAGAACCCCACAUGGUUCUCCUAACUCUGCUUCUACAAGUCUUCCAUACCCAAAUUUCUGAGUCAACUGCCGUGUUUAAAACAUCAAACAUCUAAAUAUAAUUAUGAAAGAACAUCAAAAAAAGAAGAAGAAGAGAGAGCUGAAUUGUUCUUUGUGAUUGUUGUGGUUUGUUAUCUUGGGUUUUGUUUUACUGGGAUUUCAGAAUGGCUCUGUCUUCUUUCUUGAUUUUCUUCAUUCUCUCUCGUCUAGUGGUUCUUAACAAUGCUCAAGAAAGAAAGCAAACCCACCAUGACUGCCCAGUGUCAUUCGCGUGUGGGUCUUUCGGUGUGAUGGGCUUCCCUUUCACCAGAAUGUCGCGGCCCGAGUGCGGAUUGUGCACGAUGGACUGUGAUUCAAGGCGAACUCCAAAGAUCCAACUGGAGAUAAAUGGACGGUGGUCUGAAGCUAUAAAAAUGUUGCAGAAUGAUACCGUUUUGGUGCUUGACCGACAGCUUAUGCAUCUCUUAGAGAAUCGCAGUUGUGAUUCUUUCUAUAAUAGGCUUCCCAGCACUCCUUCUAUUUCCUAUACAUUCUCUCCCAAUUACACCUUGUUCAAAUGCACCAAAAAUCCUGAAUUUGCUCAGAAGAAAGAUGAAUAUUUCAACAGUAGUUACCAAUCUUACGACUCCUGCCCUGAUUUCUCCAUCCACUACACACAUCCUAAUAAUCGCCGUAUGACUCCGAGGAAUCUUCCAUCUUAUUGUUCAGUUAUACAGCUUCCACUUAAUGAGGCAAACUUCAACGGGGAUUUUGAUCCCAAUAACCUCUUUGGACUAUUUACUGGUGAGUUCUCUCUUCAAUUACAUGUGUCCGAGCAGUGUUCUGAGUGUAACCUUGCUGGAGGGCUGUGUAAAACUGUCAGCGGUAACGAAUUCCACUGUGACAAAGGAAAAAGUAAAUUAAAACUCAUCCUACUCAUAGGUAAUAUUUCUCUUGAAUUUAUACGUUUACGCAUGAUGAUGUAUCAUCCUUCCUAGUCUAGGAGGAUUCUUCUCUAUGCUCAAAAAUUUUAUCCACUGCUAUUAGUUAAUUAAACUUUUCUCCCAUUUUUUUUCUUAUAGUUUAAACGAGUGUUCAUAAACGUGACUUUAUAUCAAAACUCAGGAACUCUAGUUUAAUGUCUUCAGUUAUGUCCGGGGUGAUCGUCAUCAUUAUUUGCUUUAUUAUUCGACGCCGAAAGAAAAUAUCAUACUUACUAUCAAGGAACACUUCUUCCGAUCCCUCCUCAAAACCAGACCUCGAAGGCGGUAGCAUCUACUUUGGGGUCCCUGUCUUCUCCUAUGCCGAACUUGAAGAGGCCACUAAUAAUUUUGAUGCGAGUAAAGAACUUGGAGAUGGAGGUUUUGGAACUGUGUACCAUGGAAAACUUCGGGAUGGCCGGGACGUUGCAGUCAAGCGCCUGUAUGAGCACAAUUACAAAAGAGUGGAGCAAUUCAUGAAUGAAGUAGAAAUCCUCACCCGUUUGCGCCACAAGAAUCUUGUCUCCCUCUAUGGUUGCACCUCUCGCCACAGUCGUGAGCUCCUCCUCGUUUAUGAAUACAUUCCAAAUGGCACCGUUGCUGAUCAUCUGCAUGGCGACCGAGCAACAGCUGGCUCACUCACUUGGCCUAUCCGCAUGAACAUUGCCAUAGAAACUGCCAAUGCAUUGGCUUACCUCCAUGCCUCUGAUAUCAUACACCGCGAUGUCAAGACUAAUAACAUACUCCUUGAUGACAGUUUUUGUGUUAAAGUAGCAGAUUUUGGGCUCUCGAGACUCUUCCCCACUGAUGUCAGUCAUGUCUCAACUGCUCCACAGGGGACUCCGGGCUAUGUUGAUCCGGAGUAUCACCAAUGUUACCAACUCACUGAUAAGAGUGAUGUUUACAGCUUCGGAGUUGUCCUUGUAGAGCUCAUAUCAUCAAUGCCAGCCGUUGAUAUAGGCAGGCAUAGACAUGAGAUUAAUUUGGCUAACUUAGCAGUAAACAGGAUCCAGAGAUGUGCAUUCAAUGAAUUGAUUGAUUCAUCUCUCGGAUUCGAAUUGGAUACUACAGUUAACAGGAUGACUACUUCAGUGGCAGAGUUGGCGUUUCGGUGUUUGCAGCUUGAGAAGGAAAUGAGGCCUACCAUGGAUGAGGUUUUGGAAGCUUUGAAGGAAAUUCAUGGUGGUGAGGAGUACAGAGCUGAGAAAAAAGAGGACAAUAAUGAUGGAUUGGAAAGUGUAAGACCGCCUCCUUCACCUGAAUCUGAGGAUGUUGUGUUGUUGAGGAGUAUUAACAUGGUGCCAGGUUCACCAAAUUCUGUAGCUGAUAUAUGGGUUAGUAGCUCCACCACAACCAGUACAAGUGGGUGAUCUUCUUCUUUAUUUUGCUUAGUAUAUGUUGAGGUAUAUGUUAAGACAGAGUUACACCCAUAGUAUCAUUUGCAAUAACUAGGGUGAACAUUUUUAUUUUUUAUCUUCUCAUUUUUGCUGUAUUCCUCUUAUGGAAAAUAUAAAUUUAAGGAAAAGGGCAAUGUACAUAGUAAAUGAAGAAGGCAUUAACACUUCAUGGUAGUACAUAUUGAAAGUUUAGCCUCAAUUUAUGUCUUGCAGUAGAC